This is a messenger RNA of Ichthyophthirius multifiliis, 2604 nucleotides long. RefSeq names its product WD repeat protein. The record is from RefSeq and is a predicted model, not a curated record. The transcript has 7 exons. NCBI's taxonomy places the organism in Eukaryota, Ciliophora, Oligohymenophorea, Hymenostomatida. Gene Ontology annotation, molecular function: protein binding.
AUGGAUAAAUAUGGUGUUUUAAACUUUAAUCUUUCUGAUUAAACACAUCCUUAAAUGAAGCUUUAGUUUGUUGUUUUAUGCUUCCUUUUCGGUAUUUAAGUAACAGUUGGAUUAAGUAUUCCUUUUCUUUUUUAUCAUCCUUAAUCAUUGAUGUGUAAAAUAGAAAAUUAAUGGUAAUCAUGUACAGAAUAAUAAAUGUGCCAAAACAAAUAUGAAUAUAAAUAUAAUGAAAAUGAACACUAUAAAAGUAUAUCUAUGGAAUUUAAUCUUUUAUGUGGCUAAUAAAAAUUAUAAGAAUCUGCUAUGCUUAGUUUUUCUUUAAUUGGAUAAGUAGUAGGCUAUUUAUUAAAUAUGCUUUUUGAAAUUCCUAAGCCCCAUAAAGCUAAAAUGUUAUUUUUUACUGUCAUAAUCGAGUUUUUUUGGCUUUGUUCUGUUAAAGUUGUUGUAUUGAAUGCUUUUUUCCUUACUAUUGUUCUUUUUGGAUGGAAUCUACUUUUCGCAUUCUAUUUUGGAUAAUAAUAUGCUUAUAUUUGUGAUGUUUAUUCUGCUACUAUUAAUAAUGUAGCCCCUGUAGCACUUGGAUUUAUAUAACCUUUUUUUGGGCUUUUUUAUUUAUGGUAUGCUAAUUCUAAUGGAAAUUGGAAAGAUCAUUUAGUCAAUUUUACAGCUAUUCCACUUUUGAUUUUCGGAAUAAUGUGGUUUUAUACUUAUGAUUAUAGAAACGAUUAAAAUGAAGUAGUAAAAUAAGAAAAAUCAAGAUUAGCAAGAAUAGAUACUAAUAAUUUCAUAACAGAAUUAUUUCAUAAAUAUGCUGAAUUAAUCACCUAACCAAAACUUUUAAAUAACACAAUAAUGUAUUUAGUAACUUGGGUUACAUCAUGUUUAGCCUAUACGAGUUCCUUUUUAGUAUUCAACGACAUUAGACAUGGUUCAUUUUUACAAAAUCUUCUCAUAAGUUAAUUCUUUGACGUUUUUGGUGCAUUUUUAGCCUGGAUUUUUGUUUUGAAUUUCCCAACAAGAAAUGUAAUGUUCAUAUCUUCUAUAAUAGCUGGUUUUAUUCAAGUAUUUACAAUUGGAGUAGGUGAUAAAUCAAGCUAUUUAAUCGAAAUGGGACCGAUUGUUAUGUCCAAAUAUUUCAAAUCAAUAAUUGUAGGUGGUUUACUUAUUGUAGUUCCAUAAUUAAUGCCUUAUAGGUAUUUAGUUUUACUCUUUACUUUGUCAAAUAUGGCAACUUUAGGAUUGAGUGCAGCUGUUCCUUUCUAUAAAAUGUUAAUGGAUGAACUUAAAAUUAAUAUUUUUGUUGUUUUUGGAGUUCUAGCGUUUGUGGGAAGCUAUUAUAUUAGAAAAUGGACUUAUAAAGAAGAUUUGGGAAUCACAGAAAGCCAACCUUAGUAUGUAGAAGGGUAAUAAGGUAAUUAGAUGACUUAAGCUAUUUAAGGAGGUAUUUAACCUAUUAGAGGAAAAACUCAUAAAUCGGAAGAAAAUAGAGAAAAGAAUCAUGAGGCUUUUUUACCAGGUACCCCUAAAUCAUCAAAAUAGCCUGUUGAUGGUCAUUAAUCGGAGAAACCAAAGGUAGUUCCAAUAUCUCGUUCAUAAAGAAUUGAUCAUGUAUAAGGAACUGAUAUAACAAUAGAAAAUAAAUAUGUAUUAGGAAAUGCCAAUACAAAAAUAUUUUCCGUAAAAUUUGAUCAUGAAGAUAAAUAUGUAGCAUGUGCAUGUGAAAAUGGUGAAAUUAGAAUUUUUAAUACAAAAUCUGGAAAAUUAUCGUACACUUUUUUUUCAUCUAGACCAAAUAUUCCAUUUAGUUAUGUUCGUUGGAGACCAUAAGGAUAAUCUUAGAAAACACGAAAUGUAUUUGUAUCUCUUAGUUCAGAAGGAGAAAUAUAGCAUUUUCAUUUAGCUUCUGGAAAACUUCUUUCUUUAAAAAAAGUAGAUAGCUUUGAUCCAUAAUUAUAUUGUAUGGAUUAUAAUAUAAAUGCAACAAAUUUUGCUGUAUGUGGUAGUGAACCAAUAAUAAGAGUAUAUGACGAAGAAACAAGAGAAUAAAUAUUAAAGCUUGGAGGUGAUUAAAUGUCAACUUCAGGACAUAGUUCGCGUGUUUUUUGUAUUAAAUAUGAUAAAGAAGAUUAUAAUAUACUUUAUACAGGAGGUUGGGAUUUUAGAGUAGUCAUAUGGGAUGUGAGGGAAAAAAAGGCUUUAUAAAAAGGUAUUUAUGGACCUCUUAUUUGCGGAGAUGGAAUUGAUUUAAAUGGAAAUUAUAUUCUUACUUCUUCUUGGACGGAAACUAAUCAACUUUAAAUUUGGGAUAGAAGAACUUAUAAAUUAGUUAGUGAUAUUGAUUGGGAUGUAACACUUAAGAGUAAUGCUCCAGUAUUUUUAUAUGCUGGAUAAUUUUCUAAAGAUGAGGGUGGAACAUUUAUUUUAGCAGGAGGUUCGAAUACGAAUGAAGUAAAGCUAUUUGAUAGGGAUAAUUAAAAUAAAGCUUUUUGUUGUAUUACGGAAUUUUCAAAAGAAGUCGAUACGGUGGAUUUCGGUAAUAAAGGAGAAUUAUUUGCUACUGCAGGAGGAGAUGGACUUUGUCGUAUAUUUAAAAUGAAUAUGUGA